GAGGAGGGGGUGGUCUGAAUCUCUCUAAUGAACAACAGUUCCAUCUGUGAGAGAGAGAAAGAGAGAGAGGGAGGGAGGAAGGAAAGAAAAAAACACCAUCACAAGGGACUGAUAAAGACAAGAAGAGCAGGCACUCCCAAACAAAGGAGCAAGUCAAUGCUCGCAAUCAGAAGCUGCUGCAGGCACAACCAAUUCCAUCCUUACCCUCCAGCUGGGCUGCACUGUGGCCAAGUAUCCCAGCACUAAGGGGCUGAGAUUAGAAUUCCGAGCUGGAGUUGAUUUCGAUCCAGUUUGGAUCUGCUAACAGCCAUGAAUUCUUCGCUGAUGACCCGAGGAGCCAGCGAUGUUCUGGAAGAACUUCAGCUGCUCACAGCUCAGAACCUGGAGAGGUUGGAGGUGAAUAAAUACUACGAGGUGAUUCGAGAGCUGGGGAAAGGCACCUAUGGUAAGGUUGACCUGGUUAUCCAUAAGGUCAGAGUCUCCAUUAAAAUUUUUCUCUCUGACCAAGCGUCUGUUCAUGUGUCUCACUAUCCUUUUGUUGGUUCAAUAUUUCUUGUGUUUCUUGUUCCCUGUAAGGUCGGCCUUCCUGAACAGAUUGCCAAGCGCUGCGUGCACCAAGUUGCCUUAGCACUGGACUAUCUGCACAGCAGGAAGCUGGUACACCGCGAUAUCAAACCAGAGAACAUCCUCAUCUUUGAUAAGGAGUGCCGCAAAGUUAAACUGUCCGAUUUUGGGAUGACUCGUCGGGCUGGCACUCCUGUCAAACGGGUGAGUGGCACCAUCCCUUACACUGCCCCAGAGCUCUGCGAUGCCUCCAAACACGAGGGCUUCUCAGUGGAUUACAGCAUUGAUGUCUGGGCUUUUGGGGUCCUACUCUUCUGCAUGCUCACAGGAAACUUCCCCUGGGAGAAAGCUCUCCUGUCAGACUCUUUCUACGAUGAGUUUGUGAGAUGGCAGAAGCGUCGAGGUGCCAGUGUGCCAUCCCAAUGGAGGCGAUUCACUGAUGACGCUCUCCGCAUGUUCCGGAAACUGCUGCCUGUUGAACCCGAGAGGAGGUGCUCUGUCAAGGAGAUCUUCAGAUACCUGAGCUAUCGGUGGAUGCUGGACACAGAUUGUAGCAAUAACAUUGCUGAUGUGAGCUCUUCCUCUGAAGAAGAUCUGGUGGCCAGGAUGAAGCAACAGAGCUUAUCCCCUGUCUGCACCGUUGCCAAGAGUGGCAUUUCUAUGGAAACACCGUCCUCCCGCUUCUCCUCCAUGACAACAUCGAGCUCCCUCUCAUCCAACAGCAGCUAUGAGCGGGCAACAAGGGAGAGCAGCAACACCAGAAUUCUGGUUGCCACGCCAAUUGAAAUCUGCGUUUAGAGCACACAGCGCAGUGUCCCAAGAUGUGGAUGGCUUGAAAUGCGAUGGGAAGCACAUGUUAGAGAGUGACAGUUAUUAUGAAGGGAAUGUUACUUCAGAAGUCAACACUAGCCACCAGCUGGGCUCAAACUCAGGCUUCCAAUGAGGCUCUGUGUCAAACAUGGCCCUUCAGAGCUUUCAACCCAAGCUGAUUCUUAUCCAGUUGUGACUGAGUUGCUUUGUGUCUUUGGGUCAGUCAAGCUGAGAGAUGCCAAGAAGAGCACUUGGUCCAACCCUUACACUUUGAAAGCAAUAUACUCAAUUUGUGUUGAUUCUGUGGGUGAUAACAAGAGAGGUGGCAGCACAACUGUCCAAAUCUCAAUUGGACAUGACUGCAGCAAGGAUCUUUAUGGUUUAGGCUCAGUUCCUGCGCAAGGAUCCUCCUUUAUAUUCUGUGUUAAGAGUAAAAGGCAAGGGCAUUGCCCAGUGAUGAAACCUGUGGUAGCUCCUACUGUUCAAGUGACUUUCUUCUUAAGGGCUGGUUAGUGUAUACCAGGAGAUUGGCUCAGUCAGCACAAGUCUUCACUAUUUACACCAAUCUUUCACUAAUGUGACUGUCACGCUAAUCCAUUCUUUGUUUAAAAAAGAAAUGCUAACAUGAGCGAUUUUUGUCACUUUAGUCUUCGCCCUCCCUGGCACAGCCAGCAUGUUAAGCUGCUAAAUUUCCUAACUUCUCAUUUAAUAAGACUGAAUUUACAAGACCAUGCUGUUAACAUGUGUUAAGCAAGAAAAAACAAUUUGAGGUAAUUGCUCGAAUUUAAGAAGGCAAGAGAUCAAUUAGUUGAGUGGAACAAUCUCGGGCAAAGGCUCUUGUGACAACUUAAAGAUAAUUAUUAUGUUAGUUUAAUUAAAUGAUGAGACUUGAAGGCAUCUAAGCCACUUAAAUCUGCCUAAAUGUCUCUCCAUUUCUUUUGUCGCAGCAUAGUCCAGAUGAGCCAAAGGGCCUGUUUCCUUGUUGUAGUUCCUGUGUUUCUCCUCUGCACCGCUGUACACUUGAAGGGUCAUUACUGCAUUUCCUGUCUUUCUGUGUUUCACUGUGCCUCUAACAGUGAAGCCUGAACAGGACUGGUAAUACAAUGUAGCUGCCUACCAUGCCAUUUAUUCCUUUAUCACUCACGGUAACGGUGGGCUGUAUGUAAUUGGUCAGCCAGCCCAUGGAUUGAUGAGGAGCUAAUCUGGACAGAGAGGCUAGGAAAUGUACAAGGCUUGAGGAGAACAAUGAGAUAAUGAGGGAGAGAAAAGAAGCUGCUGGGUUAUAAGUAAAAGAGUCAGAGAUGGAAACUGCAAUGAAUCUCACUCAAUUCAAUCCAUACCCAUCCCACACAAUGUCCAAAAGUGUUGAAUUAAGCCUUUACGUGGUGAAGACCAGAGAACGGGAGCCCCAUGCGGUCUGCCUUUUAAAAUCCAGGCAUUCUUGCAGAUGUAGUGCUAUUCUUGUGACCUUUUCCUGAUCGGGUUUCUCAUUCUCCUUUUUCUCUCUGAGUAAAUCAGAUUUGGUGCAUGAAUUCUGGAUGAGGACACUGAGCUCAGACAGUUGUCAGUGACACCUGCAGUUAAGAUGUCCUCGUGUAUUGUGGACUGGGAGUCAGGAAGAUCUGGCUUGAUAUAGCACUGAAAGCAUGCAGGAACAGUGGACAGCAUGCAGAUAAUUUUGCAGUGUGGCAGUACAGGGUCCAGUGUUAGUAAAGGGAUCAAAUACUCAAAACACACAACAAGAAGAACCUUGGCCAUAUUACAUGACUCUGUGGACAUUGAGGUUGUUUUUAACUUAACCUAUCUAGUGGGAAAUUGACAGGAUUCCCUGAAGUCAAUUGAAAUAUAUCAAGGAAAGAACAUACAGCAGACGGGUGUUGCAAUCCUAAUAGUAGGUUUGGUUAAAGUGACUGUGCACCACUGUAAUUAUGAUCACUUUCAUUCCCUCAUCCUGUGGGCAGUUAGCAUGGUGCUCUUACAGAUAGUCGGCAGAGCCAGCCAGUAUGUUCCUGUCACCCAGUUCUCUUGCCUUCUGCCAAGCGUGCUGACCAGUGUUGAGUAAUUUUGCAUCCAAUGCAACAAAAGCCUUUCCAGUCAAUUGGAUUAUUGAAUGUUCCCUUUGUCUGCUGGGAAGAAAGCCAGUUAACAAUGCAAAAAAAACAGAACGUGAAAUGGUAAUUGGGGCUAAUUGUAUCUCAGGACACUAGAGCAAGGAUUAGCGAGCAGCGGAGAAACAGACAUGACCAAAUGUGUAGCAACUGUUUGGCAGGGCAUUUGUUCAACUUAGGCCAAUAAACCUUUAGGCAUGGUAACACAUCACUAUCGUUACCAUUGCUCAGUAGUUAUGUUCUUGACUUCUAGACUCAGAAUCCUGUUGCCUGUCAGUAUCUCUCACCUUUUACCCCAGUGAAACCCCACCCCCUAUAGCAAUGUAUAUUUGAGUUUGUGUAUUGAAUAAAUCACAAUCCUAUGUACCUUCACUGUGCUUACUGGAAGUGUUUCUAAUGUUAACAUAUGUGCAAUAUGUACAAUACGGUACCACGUUUAAUGUGUAAUUUUACACUGGAUUGUCAUAUCUAUUUUUUUUAUUGAUCUGAAAAAUGAAAACAUAGGGCUAUGAAACAGAUGUCAUAAAGAGAGCUUUACACUAUCUGAUAUGCUCUGCAUUUGUAUUAAUCCUACAAAGACACCCAGGUGUGAGAUGGGGCUGACGAACAGACCAGUCCAGCAAGGUUAGACUACGUGACUUUGGGAAGAGUGGGACCAGAAUCCACUCUCUGCCUCUCAUUGCUGCUUACCCCAUCGUCAAGACAAUGGCGGAUUUGGCAAUGCCAAGCACCAAUGGACUGCUGCAUAAUCGUUAGCAUGAAAUGUAAAAGGAAUAAUUCUUGAAAGAAAACAUUCACUGAAGACCCAUGGAUGAAAGUUGCGAUAACUUCUUGGCAAAGACUAUAUUUGAACUGAGAAUCGUAGUUGACCGAUGCCAUGCUUUAUGCUAAUAAUUGGCAAUCAAACUAGAUAGCUAGUGUCCAUCAGCCCGCAUUUAGAAAUACACUCAAUUGCUUCUUGUAGACGGCGCAACACUCCCAUUGAACAGCAAGGACCUCCCCCACGUAGACCCAGUCUCCAAGAUGUAGGAGGGGCCAUUGUGCCACCAAACCUGUGUUUGAAUUUCAGUGCAGUGGGUGUAUUUCUGUUCAAGACUCCUUAGAGUUUCAUUCCUCAGUGAAUGGUAUGUGGUUUUAACUGUCUGUGGUUUUGUGACAGCAAUGCGUCCUUUUAGAAUCCAGAGUUUUAGCUCUAAGCUAAAAUGCUCCCCGAGCUCUUCGAGCUGUAUGAUCGAUUCAAUGGUUGCAAUACAAUUUGUCUUCCUGUAAGACUUUCUUUAUAAUUUGAUUAAAAUGACCUAAAAAUAACUCCCCUAGUCGAGUCCCUUUGUUAGAAUGAAGGAACAGAGAUGCACACUACACGACAGAGUCUGGAGAAAGCGCAGUGCAUGGAAAAUGUAUGGAGAGAGCAUGGAAUGUGAUACAUGAAUGGGGAAAGUUUGAUAUAUGUCACAAAUCUGGAGAAUUCUCAGUGUACAGUAUAGAUCAGGAGCAAGCACGACAUGCUUAUAGGUAGAAAGCACAAGAUAGAAAUAAGAAGAGGAAAAAGCAGAUGAUAGUAAUAGGGAGAGAGCACUUUAUGUGACAGAAACAGGGACAGCAUACAACCAAAAAUAAACAGAUUGUGUACAACACUGGUAGAAUAUGGAGAGGCCAUGAUAUUGAUGGAAAUGCAGAGAGAACAAUACGAUAGAAAUUGGGAGAGAGCAUGGUAUAUGACAGAUUGCAAGACAUCAACAGAAAUGAAGAAAGGAAUAUGUUGCUUGAAGGAUCAAUCUUCACGGGGAAUAUUGAAGAAUGACAAUAAUAUGACUCUGUAGUUAAAA
Molecule: messenger RNA, 5308 nt
Organism: Rhincodon typus (whale shark)
Lineage: Eukaryota; Metazoa; Chordata; Chondrichthyes; Orectolobiformes; Rhincodontidae
Product: serine/threonine-protein kinase SBK1-like
Exons: 4
Coding region: 310-1362 (350 amino acids)
Biological process (GO): peptidyl-threonine phosphorylation; peptidyl-serine phosphorylation
Molecular function (GO): protein serine/threonine kinase activity; ATP binding
Source: RefSeq, a predicted model, not a curated record